Drosophila erecta is the source of this 1674-nucleotide messenger RNA. It is a transcript of the gene UBL3, whose product is annotated as lateral signaling target protein 2 homolog. Bases 585 to 1586 code for a protein of 333 amino acids. The transcript has 5 exons. The record is from RefSeq and is a predicted model, not a curated record. Lineage: Eukaryota; Metazoa; Arthropoda; Insecta; Diptera; Drosophilidae. Gene Ontology annotation, molecular function: protein binding.
GCCUGUUUUCGCCACUCGCACCCUGGUCACACUGAUUUUAUAAAUGCAAAAAUUGAGUAUGUAUAAGUAUUUACCAUCGUGUCGUUAUAGGAAAAUUACAAAUUGUGUCAUCUCGGCCCGAGAUAAAUGCUAAAAAGCAAAACAAAGUGAAUCAUAGUGUCUGCAAAUCGGGCAUAAACACACUCACAUAUAUAUGUACAUAUAUUAGUGCGCAGAUAUAUGAGGAAAACAUUGAGAAAAAAAAGAAGCAAAACAAUUGGAUUCAUUGGAAAAGCCAUUUGAACGCAAUCCAAUUAAAAUUCAAGUGUACUUCAACCGAGCGAUGUAGUCGCAUUCUAUUAUGUACGAUUGUAGUGGACUAAGGGAAUAAUCGAAAGUUACAUCAAAUCCUGUUGGGGAUAGGCGAAAAAUGCCCAAUGCUCCAUGGAAAUAGCAAAAUGGCAUUGGCAAUUGAAUGCACUGAUUACAUACGACCUGGAAACUUGCCCAUUUCGAAAUCGGAUGGGCAGUUAAGUCAGUGAAUUACUUCAUUACUGAACCACUUGGAAGCACAAAAUACAAAUACGAACUGCAACCCUCUCGCCAUGUCGGUAACAUCUUCGAUUGAGAAGCCAACAACAACAGUAACUGCAAUUCAGCAACAACAACAACAUCAGCAGCAACAACAGAAGCCACAACAACAACAGGAUAAAAGCAGCACCAUCACAAUCGCAGCAGCAGGACAGCAACAAAAGCGAAAAUCCCUGAGUUCCAAGCGCUCGUACUCCCUAUCGUCGUCGAGUGCCUCCAGUUCUGGUUCCAUUGGGGCGAUACGGUCCGCGACAUCCCCAUUGGUCACCACCACCGAGAGGGAUAAAGAUAAGGAGAAGAGCUCUUCCACGGCCAGAAAUAGUCACCAUCCACAUCACCAGCACCAGCAGCAGCAGCAGCAGCAGCAAUCCUUUUUGCCGUUCUCAUACUGCACCGAUACCAUAGCAGCCGUGCACCACCAGCGACAGUCGUACGCUUUGGUCCAAAAGGCGCCCUCCUUGCGUUGCCAGGGAAAGCCCCAUCAUCAGCUGAGCAACUUCUCGCCCACGAUGACCUCGUCGGAACCCUCAUCCCCAUUGGCCGCCGAUGGGUCCGGAUCCGGAAUCCUCAGCCCAUCGGAGGUCGCCAGCCAUUGUUGCGCCAAUGUCAAGGCCAAUAUCACCACCCCUUUGGCCUCCACUACACAGAAAAUGCACCGAACAAUACCAUCUGAUAAAAUUAACCUACGCCUCAUUCUUGUUAGUGGUAAAACAAAAGAGUUUAUUUUUAGUCCUUCAGAUUCCGCAGGUGAUAUUGCACAAACAGUAUUUGAUAAUUGGCCAGAAGAUUGGACCCACGAAACUGUGUCGAAAGCUGAAAUCUUGCGCUUAAUUUAUCAAGGUCGUUUUCUUCAUUGCAAUGUAACCUUAGGAGCACUGGGACUUCCAUUAGGCAAAACGACUGUUAUGCAUUUAGUGCCACGUGAUAAUUUGCCAGAGCCCAAUUCACAAGAUCAAAGACAAAAUAGUAAAGGCGGUUCUGGACGAUGCUGUUCAACAAAUUGCUCUAUUUUGUAACUAAAUUAUUAUAUAAUAGCGUAAUAUUUAAACUAAUUUGCAUUAAAAGAAGAACACAACCGAAAUAAAUAAUAUAAAUGUAUAAAUU